CUGUCAGUCCAGUUGCGAUCGUGUUGUUUGUCGGUUGCGACGUUGAAAAGAUUCAGAUUCUGAUUCAGAUUCCAUUAGUGUCAUUCAAAUCGGAGGGAUUCAUUCUUCUCCACUGGCGAUCAUGAUGCUCAGUUGUCUCUGCAUUUCGUUGCUUCUGCUCUGCCCCAGCUUGAUUGGGGGAGCUCCGCCGGACUACUCGAAUCCCAAGUCGCAGGUGGAAUACAUCAGUAAUAACAAGCCGUCUGGAGCUGUGAACGCUUUCCCCAAUAUUGUGCCGAUCACUCGCCCACCGCUGGUGACUCAAACAGCUCCUCCGCCACCACCCGAUUCAAAGAACUUUGCCUUCAAUCCGAUCACCCAAACCUGGACCAAAAUAAAUCCUGGAGAGCCUCUGCCCGACGGGGACACACUCGUGUGGAACCAAAGCAACGACAAGUGGCUGACAUGAUCACCUUAGUUAUCAGAUUUUAAUAAUGUGUAUUAAUAUAUUUUAUAUGUCUGGUUAAAAAUAACAAAAAACCCCGGCAACAUCA
Molecule: messenger RNA, 533 nt
Organism: Drosophila ananassae
Lineage: Eukaryota; Metazoa; Arthropoda; Insecta; Diptera; Drosophilidae
Exons: 2
Coding region: 122-448 (108 amino acids)
Source: RefSeq, a predicted model, not a curated record